Messenger RNA from Daktulosphaira vitifoliae (grape phylloxera), 3501 nucleotides. RefSeq lists its product as uncharacterized. The record is from RefSeq and is a predicted model, not a curated record. Gene Ontology annotation, molecular function: deSUMOylase activity. Gene Ontology annotation, cellular component: nucleus. The coding region runs from base 491 to 2674 and encodes 727 amino acids. The transcript has 2 exons. Gene Ontology annotation, biological process: protein desumoylation. NCBI's taxonomy places the organism in Eukaryota, Metazoa, Arthropoda, Insecta, Hemiptera, Phylloxeridae.
GUCCCCCGAGAAAAUCGGUUACGCGCGCGCUAGCUGUUGCCCUACGACUAUUUUCACAAAAUUUUUUCUACGGUAUCGCCGCCAAUUUGUUGUUAGUGCGUACGACUGCCGUCUGUGGGAAUUUUGUCGCGUCCAACGAAUACAUCGACAUGACAGACAUUGGACGACAAUCGGUGAUCAAUUACGUUUCGACGCUAUAAUUUUUUUCUAAAUUAGGUUACGAGUACGCUAAGUGCGCGUUUCCCGCCGUCGUUUGUGCCUAGGUGGUGUCGCGUAAAAUUGUGGUGAGAACAACUUGCACAACGUUGGCCGACUCGUGUCCCGUUAUCGUUUUACAUUCUCGAGCGAAUCGAACUCUGCUAGUGCUUAAAACAAUAAUUGUUUUUCUCUGAAUACGACGCAACGAUAGUUGAACGAUUGUAGCAAACGUUGCAAUGUCACCGUCAUUCUCCAUAUUCCAUCAGAAAAUAUUUGAUCUGAACAAACUAAAAUGACUACCAACGGCAAUUAUUCGUCGUCCAGGACGAAGAGAAAACUAGAUGAAGAACCUCCUGGGUGUUCGACCGAUGGCCAAAGACGUAAUAAAAUUCCAAACAGAGGCCGCGACAGAGUCGUGGAGACGGCGCCCAUUGUGGUGCUAUCUUCGUCGUCAUCGUCGGCCGACAGCGAUUCGGAAGUAGAAGAAACCUCGUCUUCGUCGUCGUCGUCUUCCAACAGCGACACUGAAGUAGAAGAGACCUCGUCGCGUUCUUCGGCCACCGCAGCGUCAUCGGAACGGUUACACGGAAUUGCCAUACCGGUGAUCGACAACCACGUGCAAUCGUUCGACGUGUCCAGCGAUUGGGAAUGGGAAUCGGACAACGAAAACGGAGGUGUCGGCGAUUUAGUGGCCGACAUCGAGCGGGUUGUCGAACGCAUGGAACCCAGGGCGGCGGCGAUCGGUAGACAUGGCUCGAGGAGGCGUUCGGCCGCCAUAGACCUGACGGGCAUCGGUGACGAACCGUGCGAAUGGGAUUUCGACAGCGACUACAGCGACUACUACGACGACAGUAGCAGCAGCAGCAACGGUAGCUACGGUAGCGAAGACGACGGCGAGCUGUUAGACGACGAAGCGGCCGCAGCCGCGGCCGAGGAACGCGACCAUCGCCGUCGGACCAAGAACGGCAGGACCGCCGCCGACAGAGGAGGAGGAGUAGGGCGAAGACGGUUGGAUAAGAGCGUGCGGCUGAUAUUGCAAGCGUACGCCAACUCUUCGCGCGAACCCAACCGUUAUCAAUUCCAAACGGACCUGUUGCCACCGCCGCGUCCACCGGUCCCGGGACGAGCGGUCGCGUCGCGGACCGACGAGUACACAGCUUCCGUCCGGGAGUCACUCGACUUCAAACGCACACUGAACAACAUGUGCCGGUCGCUGGCCAACACCGGCAUCGCUACGGCCAGACCCGAAAGCGUCACGUCGAACGGCGGCGGCGGCGGAGAAAGUUCGUCCAUAGUCGUGGUCGACGUACGAUCGGGCGUCAGUCGGUUGUCCGUCGAAACAGAAACGUUAUCGAAUGUGCUGGAAAAGUACGACUUGGAGACGAUAUGUUCGUCGUCCAACGAGGACGGUGGCGGUGGCACCACGGCCGAUCAACUGUUGGUCGAGUCGGCGCACAAUUGGGGCGAACUGAUCGCAAAAAUCGACACACGGACGCCGGUUCCCGCCGCCGCCCGUCAGAUUCCUUCGCCGUCGCGAUUCCGUUCACCUCCUCGGUCUCCGCCGUCACCGCCGCAACCGCAGCGGUUUUCGCCCGGAUGUAUAGUGUUGAGUGAUGACAACGAUGACGACGACGACGCGUUGGCGACGGCCGUCGGACGGAACGACGACAAUAGCCUGCUGAACAUUUGCGUGCCGCCGAUCGGCGGACGCGCGUUGCAUCCGGUUCGCCGCAACGUGUUGGAGUUUCAAAUCGACGACGAGGACGACAACGACGCUAGGGUAGAACUGCAGUCACCGGAACCCGAAGAACUGUUCCCGGGAUACUGUCCGGAAUUGUUGCGCUCCAUGCAGGAGCGGUUCAAUCGGAAACGGUUGGUCGAUCACGUGUUGGACCCGAGCACCAGCAAUCUGAGGGUGAAAGACGUGCUGACGGUGUUCUCGCCCCGGCAGUGGCUCAACGACGAGGCCGUCAACCAUUAUCUGGGAUUGGUGGAGGCCAGGUCGAGCGGCCGCGUUAUGGCGCACAAUACGUUCUUCUACACCACCCUGGUGACGGCCGGGUACGCGCGCGUGCGCCGAUGGACGCGCAAGGUGGACGUGUUUGGCAAGCGCAUGCUGCUGGUGCCCGUGCACAACAACAACCACUGGAGCCUGUUGUGUGCGAAUUUCGUUACCCGCACCAUAAGCUACUACGACAGCGUGGGCCUGUCCAACAACCAGUGCGUCCGCGCGCUCUUCUACUAUCUGGCCGCCGAGCACGCCGACAAGAAGGGCACCCAAUUCGACAUCGACGACUGGACACUGGAAAUGGCCGAAUGUCCCGCGCAGACCAACACGCACGACUGCGGUGUGUUCGCCUGCGUCAACGCCGAACGCUUGGCCCGUGACGCGCCGUUGAAUUACUCUCAAAAAGACGCCAUCGUACUCCGACACAGAAUGGUAUACGAAUUACUGAACAACAAGCUCUGCCAUUGAUUUUUAACAUAAUCGUUCACAUAUAAUAACUCGUUUAUAUAGUAACUCUCUAUCUAUAUUUAGAUAGAGAGUUAUAUAUAUAUUUUAUAUUUAUAUAAUAAUUCGCUAUAUUUAUAUUUUAUAUUUACAUUAACUUAAUAUCACUUGUAUACAGCGUGUUCAGUAAGUAAGGAAACAGGUCUAUUGUUCCAAACAAUGAGAACAAUAGAAACCCGUUUCCUUACUUACUGAACACUCUAUCUAAAUUAUUUAACUCUAUUUGCGUGCCGAGAAGUCACUACCGUCUGUGUUGACUGAUUUCUGUUGUUAUCAAUAACUCGCAUCUUUGUCGUGUUGUGUUAUACGAUCAUAAUAAUAAUUAUAUAAUGUUUAAUUGUUAAACGUUUACAUAAAAAAAAAAACUGAUUGUAUUGUAAUAUGUAUGUUACAAUCAUUAUAUCUCUUCUACUAUAGUGGUGUAGAAGAAUAAUUCUAUUAAGUAGUUAAUAUAUUUAGAUAUAAAUGUAUUAUUUUUACACACGAAUAAGAUUUUUUUCAAACCUUUAUCAGUAAGAAGUACGUACGAUUUUUAUUUUAAAUUUUUGUUAUUGUGUACUGGAUAUUGUUUUAUGUUAAUUGUUAAACAUUGCGUGUCCAACACAGUCUAGUCUCGAAUGUUUUUUAGUUGACAAUGUUAUUUGAAUCCUUACCUUUACCGCCACUAUUUUAGUACUCUCUUAUCGUUCAUACUUAUGUCUCAAAAAAAAAUAAUUUAAAAAAGCAUUUGGUUUGUUGUACUUUGUAAUUAAUAUUUUUUGAUUAAAGAGCGAUUGUUUUGUUUGUUUAAA